Messenger RNA from Prorocentrum cordatum, 1219 nucleotides. Lineage: Eukaryota; Dinophyceae; Prorocentrales; Prorocentraceae. The record is from the annotation of a GenBank genome assembly.
GAGGAGGCGCGGCAGGCGGAGGCCGCGCCGCCGCCGCUCGAGGCCGCGGCGGUGGGCCCAGACGGCUGGGCGUUGCCGACGCAUGGGCGACAAGAUCCGCUUGCGGCUCGUGUCCGAGGGGCAGGGCGCGCGGCCAGAGUGGAACCAGGACGUGCGCUGCAGCUUCUCCGUGCGGGUGGACGGGGCCGACCCCGGCCCGGUCCUGCAGCAGCACCGGGACGUGAGGUAUCGGAUCGGCGAGGGCGAGGCGGUGCCCAUGCUGGAGCUCGGCCUGCGGCACAUGCGUGAGGGCGCCACGUGCGAGCUCUUCGGCACCUCCCAGUGGGCUUGGGGUGCGGUGGGCCUCCGCGGGGGCGGCGACGGCGAGGAGGAUGUGCCGCCGGACUCGAGCGUUCGACUGGAGGUCACUUUGCACGAAUGCCUGCCCAUGCCAUCGGGGGCGCUGCCCUGGAACGAGAAGAUCAGGGAGGUGGCGUGGCGGAAGGCAAACGGUAACGACCACUUCAGGAGGCGGCAAUUCCUGAAGGCCGGCAGGUGCUACGCCGCGGCCGCUGAGGUCUUCGGCGGCGCCUUCGAGCCGCCGGAGCACGCCGCCCAGGGCGCCGCGCAGGCCGCCGCCAGCCUGGUGGCUGACUGCGCCGCCAACCUGGCGGCCGUGCACCUGGAGGAGGGCGAGCCAGCAUCGGCCAAGCAGGCCGCGCUCCAGGCGCUGGAGCUGUCGCCAAAGCACGCCAAGUCGCUGUUCCGCCUGGCCAGGGCCCACCUCGCGCUGGACGAGUUGGGCGAGUGCGAGGCGGCGCUCAGGAGGCUCUUCGCUGUGGAGCCCGGCAGCGACGCGGCCAAGAAAUUGCAGUUCGAGCUCGCUCGGAAGAAGCAGCAGUACAGCGUCAGGAGCAAGAAGAUGGCGGAGCGCCUGUUCCAGGGGUUGCACGACGAGAGGGCGGAGGGCCACGUGCCACAGGCAGAGGGCGACUGGGACGAGCUGGGGUUGGUGGAGCAGGCCAGGGCGCUGCUGUGGGCCUACCGCCGCUGGAUUUGCGCCGGGGCCUUGCUCGCCGUCUCCUUCGGCCUGCUCCUGGCGCUGCUGCCGCCCCGCCACUGGAAGUACCUCUGCAUGGCCUACCUCCUGGGCAGCCCGGCGGCUGCGGCGGUGGCAACAGCCGGGUCGGCCGAGGAGUGCGGCAGUGGCAAGGAGGGCCAGGAGAAAAAGAGGAGGUAG